AUGGCGACAGAUUCUGUUAAGCCUGCUUAUGCAGGACAAACCGCUAAUGUACCCGGCGCAAACGUCUUUGACUUUGCUUUCAGCAAUCCUUUUCAGAAUGAGAGCGAGUACGUGCCUAGAGCGAGGAGGGUACCCAAGAUUAAAGAUGAUCAGCCCAUUUUCGUUGACCAUGCCAGCGACCGUCCUCUCACAUUCUCUCGCGUAAAACGCGACGCCCUCACUCUAGCAUCAAAUCUCCAAUCUCUAGGCCUCGACCCAAACGCCCUCGAGACUCUCCCCCCAACAGCAUCAUGCACAGGUCCCGAAGUCGCACCCGUGGUCCUCAUCCAGCUCCCUAACUGUCUUCCCUUCGCGACGCUCUUCAUGGGCACAAUCGCAGCAGGUCUCACCGCCACACUUGCGUCGCCAUCGCUGACUACCACCGAACUCGCGUGGAUCAUCAAGAACUCCCGCCCGCGCGUGCUCUUCACUGCAAAGGCGCUUCUUGAUACUGUUGAGAAGGCGAUUGAGUCGCAAGAGGAUGAGGCUUACAAAAAUAGUGUGCGCGUUUACACAGUUGAUGUUGCGAGGGAUUUGUAUCCUCUCUCGCCCGCAUCGCAUGCUGAGGAUGGGGAUUGGAAGAACUUGCUUGUCGACACAAGUUCGCCUCUUACUACCGCUCACCCUUUCUCACCCGAAUCGGCUGCUACACGCACUGCUGUUAUUCUUUGGUCAUCCGGCACGUCAGGUCGAUCAAAGGGUGUCCUGCUUUCUCACCAAGCCAUCAACUUCUCCAUUGCGUCGCUGUGGCACGAUGCGGACUUCUACGGCUUUCAUCAGCGAUGGCUAGGCUAUGUGCCAUUCUACCACGUCUUUGGAUUAACAAACAUCUUUCUGCUGGCUUUCGCGACCGGAUCUAGCGUGUUUAUCAUGCCUGCGUUCAAGCUCGACACAGUCCUGUCCGCUAUUCCACGACGACAGAUUACCUACUUGCACAUGGCGCCGCCCGUCGCUGUCAUGCUCGCCAAGUCGCCCGUCGUGGAACCAUUCGCGCGACACGACGCACGCGGACGCAAUGCUUUCAGUAGUGUUGUCGCAGGCGUAACUGGUGGAGCACCACUAGGCCACGAAGUCGUAGAGAAGGUCUUCCAACGACUAGGUUUCCUCGUCCGAUUGGGCUACGGCAUGUCUGAAGCAUGCAGCAUCACAGUCCAAAGAGGUCUACGAGAAAACGAUAUGCACGGCUACAAGAACGACACAGGCAAGCCUCAUUGGGGCGUGGAACUCAUGGUCGCAGCAUCUGGCGAAGCAGAGUCAUCUUCAGAUGAUACAACCACCAAAGCUGCUCCCUUCGGCGCCCCAGGCGAAAUCCUCGUCAGGUCUCCCGGUUUAAUGAGCGCUUACGUUCCCACCCAAGGUCUCGGAAGCUCUGAAACCCCCGACAUGAGCAUUACAGCCGAAGCCCUCACAUCCGACGGCUGGCUCCGCACCGGCGACGUAGGAACCCUCGACGAAGAAGGCAACCUCUGCAUCACGGACCGCAUCAAAGAGCUCAUUAAAGUCCGCGCCUACCAAGUCGCGCCCGCCGAACUAGAAGCCAUUCUGUGCAGCAGCGACGAUGUCGCAGAUGCUGGCGUAAUUGGCGUGCAUGACAAGAGCGAAGCGACAGAGUGGCCUCGUGCUUAUGUCGUCGCUGCAGAUCAGGAUAAGUCAGAAGCUGACCUUACGACUUUGGCGCACGAUCUUAAGUCCUUGGUGGAGAGCCACUCUGCGCGGUACAAGUGGCUUGUAGGUGGAAUUGUUUUUGUGAAAGCGAUUCCCAAGUCUCCCAGUGGAAAGAUUUUGAGACGAGUAAUUCGAGAUGGUGGUGUGCAGGGUUUCGAGGUGAUGCUCUACCAGCGUAAGAAGCGUGACGCCAAGCUGUAG
This is a messenger RNA of Fusarium coffeatum, 1905 nucleotides long. RefSeq lists its product as uncharacterized. The record is from RefSeq and is a predicted model, not a curated record. The transcript is spliced from 2 exons. Gene Ontology annotation, molecular function: CoA-ligase activity. NCBI's taxonomy places the organism in Eukaryota, Fungi, Ascomycota, Sordariomycetes, Hypocreales, Nectriaceae. Gene Ontology annotation, biological process: secondary metabolic process. Bases 1 to 1905 code for a protein of 634 amino acids.